AUGACCUUUGCUACGUGUCACUGUCGAUGUAAGCUAUUGAUUUGCAAACAAUUAGUAUCGGAAGUUAGCCAUCCACCGAUCGACCGUCAGAAGUUACUCGCCUACCGGAAGUUCUACACCAUCAAGAGGACGUGCUCCCAACAACUGCAACAAUGGCACCGGAUCCAAGAACUCUCUAACCAAGGUGCUCGACCUUUGGGAGUGACUAGCCGUAUCACCAUGCAAAUUGCCGGAGUUCUCCUGAUUCUUGCUGGAAUCGUUUCCAAAUUUGCCGCGUUUCUCUCAAUGAUCCUCGAGCCAAUCAUAGGAGGAUUACUUGCAAUGGGAAUGUGCUUGAUCAAUGGAGUUUCGUUGAGUAACCUAGCACCUGUUGAUAUGAAAAUUUCAUGA
This is a messenger RNA of Caenorhabditis remanei, 390 nucleotides long. RefSeq lists its product as uncharacterized. Gene Ontology annotation, molecular function: transmembrane transporter activity. Lineage: Eukaryota; Metazoa; Nematoda; Chromadorea; Rhabditida; Rhabditidae. Gene Ontology annotation, cellular component: membrane. Gene Ontology annotation, biological process: transmembrane transport. The transcript is spliced from 3 exons. The record is from RefSeq and is a predicted model, not a curated record. Bases 1 to 390 code for a protein of 129 amino acids.